AUCGAUAGCAAGUUUUUGUCUUUGUGUGUAAUGCAGUGAAAGGCUUGCGCACUGGGCAAAAAUUAGUUAAAAAGAAACUGGAAAUCAACUCGCCCACUGAAGUAAAUCAUAGACAGUCGCGUCAUAGAACCCAACGAGCACGCACCACCCACAAAUUAUAUUAAAAAAAAAAAAAACAAGAGCGGAACACCAAAGACAGAUUUUUGACCGACCCUUGAAGCCAUCACACACUCACACACACACAUCGAUACAUCGAUACUCGCACACACACACAUACAUAGUAAAGCAGUGAGCAGAGCCGAAUCACUAUGGCGCAGCCAUUGAACAAUCCAUCGAGCAGCACGCAUCGUGAUUAUGGUGCCAUAUCCACUGCCACGCCCGAGGUCAGCUUUGCCGCUGGCUCCAAUUCGGGUAAUGCCGGCUUUAGUCCAACCGAGUUUGUGUCGCUCAGCGAGGAUAUUGGCCACAAUAUCACAUCGAUCAAUACGAGCACCAAGCAGCUGGAGAAGCAGCUGAAGCUGAUUGCCACCUCCAAGGAUUUGUCUGCGCUGCUAGAGAAGAUCCACAGCAUUAAUACCAAGACCAAUGCCCGGGUACAGACGACCAGUCAGGAUUUGGAACGACUACAGGCGGUACUACGUCAUGGUGAUCGUCAGCAAAAGCUGCAGCUGGAGAAGCUAACAGACGAAUUUCAGGAUGUGCUCAUGAAAUAUUCCAAGCAGCAGAAGUGCAUCUCGGAGGCCACGCGACGGAGUUAUCAAGUGGCCGCUCAGGACGAAAGAGAGGCUGACAUGACCGCCAGAACGGAGCUUUUGCAGCAGCAGCGACAGGAGCAAGCCGGCCUGGAGAGGCAGCACGAUAUGCUCGUCGAGCGUCAGCGCCAAGUGGAACAAAUCGAGUCGGAUAUACUCGAUGUGAAUGUAAUUAUGAACAAGCUGAGCACCUACGUAGCAGAGCAAGGAGAUGCAGUGGAUACGUUGGAACAGCUCAUGGAUCGUACUGCCGCUAACGUGGAGGAUGGCCGCACUGAGCUUCAAAAGGCAGCAGCUAGUCGUAAUAGCUACCGCCGUAAGAUAUUGAUACUUUUAGUGAUUGCUGUGAUAAUAGGAUUAAUUGUAACUGGCAUUAUAGUCAGUAAAUUGAGUUAAUUGUUUUAUAUACAUGUAUACACCCACACUUACACACGUACACACACACACAUACCCUUCUACAUACAUACACAUAAAAUAAUUAAAAAGUUUUGUAAAACUAUUUUUAUAAAAAAUAAGGCAUUAAUCACAAAGUGAGUAAAAGGCGCGCGCCAAGCGGGCAAAGACAAAACAAAUACAAAACCGCAAAGCAAAUUCAAUAAAAAUACGAGUUUAAA
Molecule: messenger RNA, 1366 nt
Organism: Drosophila mojavensis
Lineage: Eukaryota; Metazoa; Arthropoda; Insecta; Diptera; Drosophilidae
Product: syntaxin-12
Exons: 3
Coding region: 309-1148 (279 amino acids)
Biological process (GO): intracellular protein transport; vesicle-mediated transport; vesicle fusion
Cellular component (GO): endomembrane system; membrane; SNARE complex
Molecular function (GO): SNAP receptor activity; SNARE binding
Source: RefSeq, a predicted model, not a curated record